CUCCUGGGACUUGUAGUUCUCCCUCUGCGUGGGGCCGGGAGGUGAGACGAGGUGUGGCUUCCUGCCUCCCUAGAGGAACCUCGUGGUCGGGAAAGAGUUUGUCUGGCUUCAUUCAACCCGCAAGCAGCUCGUCUGGCCCUAAAAACUCGGGACCUCCCCUUUUGGAGCAAUGAAGAAAGCUGCUCAGGCUGCCCUGCUCCUGUACAUAAAAGCACCCAUCUGAACCAGCCCCACAAGGGAUUCUGUGAAGAACCAACCAGGAUAAAAUAAUGGAUGAGGUCUAAACAGGGAAUAGAUCUGAAACUGGCUUUACCAGCAAACAGACAUUGUGUUCUUACAAAUUGAAGGCUCGUGGCAACCUUGAUCAAGCGAGUCUCCUGGCACCAUUUUUCCGACAUCGUGUCUCUGUGUCACAUUUGGACAACCCAGUGUUCAGCAAUCACUACUCUGACAGGUCAGCAGCCAGCAGCAUUGAGGCAAGACCUUCCAGCAGCAAGAAAAAGAUUACAAUUUGCUGAAGGCUCAGAGGAUGAACUGAUACUUAGCACUGUACACAGUAACAGCAAUAUCGUGGAAUGAUCAACUGUGAUAGCCUUGGUUAUUCUGAGCCAUGCGACGAUCCAGGGCCACUCUGAGGGACUGAAGACAAAGGAUGCUCUCCAUCUGCCUCCAGAGGAAGGACCGUGGAUGUGGGAAUGCAGAUGAAAGAAAGCAGCUCUGCAAGUUCUUCAUGUGGAUUUGGGACUGAGCAGGAGCGGAGUUGCCGGGCCCUGUCCUUAUCAUCCAGCAGUUCCAGGGCAGAAUUGUAGGUUCUGCUUUGGUUUGGGAUUCCUGGCCUAGUUAGUCAUCUACAGGCUCAGUUGGAAGCUGGAGAUGACAGCCUGCUUUGCACCUGGGGUCUGAGCCACACUUCUGCUGCUGCUGUUCCUGGGCCCAGGAUCUCCCUAGAGAGAAGGCCACUGCCAAGCUCAGCACCCCUUCUCUGUGACCCUGAAUGAGCAUUGGGGACAAAGCUGACAGCUGGCAUCUGUUCCCAUCGCCGAGUCCCUGAAUGGGUCUGAGACCUGCUCUUGCCCUGGUGCACCUCCUCUCCCUGGAUGUAGCCCCUGUGCUCUGGCCCUCAUGCUCUCCAGGGACCAAGGCCCUCCCUAGCUUUGUCUUCCUGGGCUGGGCUGGGCUGGGCUGGGCUGGGCUGGGCUGGGCUGGACAGAAGACUCAUGGCAGCUCUUUCUGGAUUCGCCCAUUGUGGCUUCUUUUCCAAAUCCUUUGCCUGGCAUUUCUGAUCAGAGAGCUGUGGAUCCUUGGGGUGGUCUCUUCUCAGCCAUAGUUUUUCCAAAUCCUUGAACUGUAGGAGCAGAGAUGGAAGACACAGUAUUGGGAAAGAACCUUGGAAGCUCCCCUCUACUGCAUCCAGUGGAAAGCUUUUCCAUGAUCGGUGAAUGGUAAGCACCCCAGGGCCUUGUGUCAUCUACUCCAGGCAGCUGUGGGAUGAGAACAAUGCAUACAGGGCAGGAUAUUGUUGUUGCUGAGUGGUUUCCAUUCUACCCCACUGUAUAAAUGGAAUUAUCUUCCUUUGUUUAUUUUAACUUAGUCAAUCAAGAACCUGGAGUGCCCCUCACUUAGUCAAACACUUGAAGAACCUUUUACUAGAAAAGAAAGUUCACACCCUCAAAGAGUGGAAAUGGAUCCCACAAGCACUGCCCCACUCUCCACCCCAGUGCCAGGCAAAUUAAGAAACUAUGAUUGGUUCCUGAGAUGUGAUAGAGCAGCCCACAGUAAAAGGAAGUAGAAACCAGAGAAAUGAAGUGAUGUGGGAAAAGGGUUAUAAAAGGCGAGACAGGAAAGUGGAACAAGGACUUCUGCAUUGGAGGGAUUCUGCUGCAUUGUUGUCUCUGUGGUAGAUUUCAUCCUGUGUUGAAAAUUCUGCAUUGGUGGCUCAAGAAGUUCAGCUUUGGUGACUGGCUUGGGUUGAGGAGACCCUGACUGAAGAUGCUGACCUUUCAGCUCUUCUCCUGUCUUUGGUGGGAUUCAGACUCUCUUUUGGUUGGUAAGAUUUGAGUCCGCAUUUUGCACUCGUGGUCUGGAGGCACUAGCAUCCAGGCUUAGGGAAUUUAGCUAGGCAAUAUUUUCUACCUCCUUCCUACAUUUACCCCUCUUUACUAUCUCUACUUUUGUUGUAAUAAAACUUCUAAUAGCCUCGUGACUUGAGUUAAUUCUUGUAAAUGGCGACCACAACUUUUUGUAACUUAAUUUGACAAAAACCAAUUUUAACUCUUACAUCACUCUUUGUGGCCUCAUUUAGGGUUUUCUUGGCAAAGAUACUAGAGUGAUUUGCCAUUCCCUCCUCUAGCUCAUUUGAUAGAUAAGGAAACUGAGGCCAAUGGGGGAAGUGACUUACCCAGAGUCACACAAUUGACCCCAGCAGAAUAUGACUUCAGAAGGUCUUCCUGUCCCCUAUUGUUCUCAGGGUGUGAUUUUCAUGCAAAUUUUUGGAAUAUCCUCAUUUAAUCAGUAGAUGCUCCUGGCCCCAGGGCUGCAUUUUCAGUCUUAACUGGACCAAAACCAGACUUUUCCAGAGAUUUUAGUAACUUUCCCUCUUUUAUUUUUGUCUGUAAUCUUUCCCCCUUUUAGAUGACUCCUGGAGCUCAGACCUCCAGACUCAUGAUGAAAAAUGUCAGCAAGGGAGCAGCCAGGGGGCUCAGUGGAUGGAGAGCCAAACCCAGAGAGGGAGGUCCUGGGUUCAAAUCUAACCUCAGGCACUUCCCAGCUGUUGGUGGAACUUCCCCACUGUGUUUGUGGAAGCCCCAAAUUUGCCCCUGUUCCUUGGGAACUUGCCUUUAGGGAUAGUCCCAAACUGGCUUUGUCUUAAACUGAACAAGGGAUCCCCAAAUGUCCACUGAGGAUCCUGAAUAGGAGUGAGAGAAAUGCUCCAUCACCCUUUCCCCCACUGUAUCACUGUAUCAGAGAUGGUUCCCAAGAAGACCAGCACCUGGCAGCAACCGUCCAUGCAGUAUCCCUGACACCCCAGCCUCUGGCCACAGCUUCUUUCCCAGGCCUGCUUGGAAACUGUCAGUGUAGCUUUGCUGUGCUUAAUCCCCCAGAGGUAUGGAAGUCCCCCGUUCUAGUGGCCUCGGAGCCCCAGAGCUUUGGCUCUGCUCGGUGGCCUGACUCUCUUCCUGAUUAAUGAUUUGGUUUUAUGACCACCUUGGUGGUUCUGUUGCCUUAACAUCAGACUGUAGACACAGUGGAUAGAGCCUGGGCUAAAAGUAGGAAAGACUCGAGUUCAAAUCUGACCUCAGACACUUUCUAGCUGAAGAAACCUGGGCAAGUCACCCUGUUGGCCUCAGUUUCCUCAUCUGUAAAAUGAAUUGGGGAACACAAUGGCAAACCACUCUAGAAGCUCCCUCAAAUGGGGUGACUGGAAGAUGACUGACCAACAAGAGACAUGGUGAGCUCAAGGCAGAGGCCAAGUCCUAUCCUGAAAUGGUGCUGUUAACUUGGAAACAACACCGAGCUGCUAAAGUAGUGGGGGAAAGCAAGAGAGAGCUUCACAGGGCGCACGACACCCUGGGGCUCCGGGGCCAGAUCCCCGGCGGAGCGCUCCAAAGAACCACAGCACUUGGGGACUCUUUUACCAUUUGGGGAGCGAAGGACAGGCAAGCAGAGGUCCGAGUCAGGAUUGUCAGAGAGAGGCUGCUGCUCUCCAAUGGAUACCAAAGGGGAGGGUCCAGCAAGGGCUGGGCUGCUCUGCUACAAGGGGAGAAACUACCAGGACAAAAGCGUGCGCCUCGUCCCAUUGGGCUACCUUUAAGUAUUGUUCUGUCUGGCCAGUCUGCAACUCCCUGGGGUGAGUUCUCAGGGGACAGGGGCACACUUGGGGUCUCCAGAUUUCAAGUUGAGUCACCUCCCUGCUCCCCCAUUUUGAGUACACCCCAGGGGCUCCCUAUUACUGCCAGGUCCAAAUGAACCCUUUGUUUCCCGUCCUACCUGCCAGGCUUCUUCUGCCUUACUCCCCUCAGGUGCUCUUGGAUCCAGAGACACUGGCCUCUGCCUCAGGCUGCUGCCCCUCUGGGCCCUCCUGGCUUUCUUCGAGUCUCCUCUUCCAGGAAGCCUCUCCCAACCCCUCUUAGUUCUAGCAGCUCCCUUUCCUCCUCCAUCAUCCCGUUUGUUGCUGGCUUGUCCAGUUAUUUGCAGGCAGGCUUCUCCCUCAGGGUGGACCCCUUUGGGGAGGAGCCACCUUCUGCUGUCUCCCCUUGGUCCACAGGGCUUGGCGUGGUGCCCCGCAUCGCUGUAGACUGCUCGAACAGAGCCAUGCACAUCAGGGAUGCCAGCAUGGUGGGCACAACCAGAGUGGGGGGUCUACACCUCUAAGCCCGGUCUGCCCCUCUUUCCUGUGUGGAAUCUAGAAGCCCCCAAACUUGUAGCCAGUAAGGUCCGAUGAACCCCAAGCGUAGCCAGCUAGAAAGAUGGAGACCUCAAAGCUGGUCGGAGUUCCCUGCGAACCCACCCUGCCCGGAGUCUCAGACUGAACAACAGACCUUCCCACAUUGAAUGGACUUAGCUGGGUGGAGUUGAGAGCUUUUAAUCAAAAGCUAAAAUAUCCUUCUCUUCCCAAGAAGACCCCUCCUGCGCAGGGACCACUGUGGGUAGCCCCGGACUGGGUGCUGGAGCUCUCGUCAUGCCCAUCCAGCCUCCUUCCUGCCCCAGGAUCCCCCAGAUGGCAGAGAGUCCCCCAAGUUCUGUUCCUCAUCCGUCAUCCCUCACCGCGGCCCUCCCAGGCGCUGCCAGUCUGGGACUCCGCGAGGAGGCCUAAUUCUAGCGCUAACCUCCUUUCCUUAGAUUGUCCCGACUAGUGCAUAGUUCUGUUCCCGUUUCACAGCCGCACUUGUGUCCAAGGGUCACAGCCCAGAGGCUCCUUCGUGUCCAGCCGAGGCCUCGUGUCAGGGGACACCAGCCCCGGGCGCAGGGGUCCAGGAAGCUAGCCCAGCGGGUCUCUGAUCAAUGGAUGUCUAUUCAGCACGCCGGCCUCCUCCUGAGCCAGGAAUCCCGCAUCCCUCUCGGCUUUGUUCAAGGGAGUCAAAGGCUGCCUUCUGGAGAUGGGAGAGCUGCUGCGCUGCUGGGAAAGUUCCCGAGGCAGGAAGAUGCACCCUGGCACCCCAGCCACCGCGGGGCUCCCUGAGCCCGAACCCCAGGAGCUGUGUGCCUUCAUGAGCGGGGUGGCUGCCCGAAUCCUGAGGACCCUUCAGCCCCGGAAAGCGCGGGCCCCGCGGAGGAAGCCCAACCACCGCAGGUUCCUCUACAACCAGCUGUGCAGGAGUUUUGCUGACAUCCAGGCCGCCACCCGACACCUGGCUCUGACCGUCCUGUCCCAAGAGGGCCCGGGGCCCCAGGCCAAGCCCCGGCCCCAACGGCCUCCCUCGCCCUUCCUAGGGGUGGCCCAGGCCCUGGCUGUGCCAGAGAACCGUGGGCCUGGGCUGGCCCUGAGUCCCUGGGCUCUCCAGAGCCCCACUCAUGAGCUUUUUGAGUUCCUCCCCCUGAGCCCCAAGGAGCAAAGCCGGGGGGCUGAAGACCUCCCCCUGCUUGCCCAGGUGCCCCCUGACUCCUGCCUCUUUGGCCAGGCCCCCCAUCUUCUUCUGGCCCCAUCCUCCGAGCCUGUGGAGAUCCAGUAUCCCUGCCCACCCAUGCCCGUGGACCCCUUGUCCACCCUGGAGGGGCCCUGGCCUGCUGGGGACCCUGGCUGUGGGGUGGGGCGGGGCUGCUGAGCCCCCCCCCCGCCCCCCCAUCCAUUGUCUCCCCUCAUUUAACCCGGGGAGGUCUCCUGCCUCCUCCCCCUUCCUCCCGCCCCCCAGCCUGGAGCGCAGGACACCGCAGACGCUUAAUAAAUGCUAGCAGGC
Molecule: messenger RNA, 5894 nt
Organism: Monodelphis domestica (gray short-tailed opossum)
Lineage: Eukaryota; Metazoa; Chordata; Mammalia; Didelphimorphia; Didelphidae
Source: RefSeq, a predicted model, not a curated record